Messenger RNA from Colletotrichum tamarilloi, 885 nucleotides. RefSeq names its product dioxygenase. Gene Ontology annotation, biological process: catechol-containing compound metabolic process. The record is from RefSeq and is a predicted model, not a curated record. Gene Ontology annotation, molecular function: ferric iron binding; catechol 1,2-dioxygenase activity. Lineage: Eukaryota; Fungi; Ascomycota; Sordariomycetes; Glomerellales; Glomerellaceae. The coding region runs from base 1 to 885 and encodes 294 amino acids. The transcript has 5 exons.
AUGGGCUCAUUACAGAACGGAGACGGCCAGUACCAAGGCCUCGGCCAGGACUUCACCAAGCAGGUCAUCGCCUCCAUGGGAUCGGAGACGAACCCCAGACUCCGUGAGAUUCUCACUUCAUUCAUCCAGCACAUCCACGACUUUGCUCGCGAGGUCGAUCUUACGACAGAUGAGUGGAUGAUGGGUGUCAACAUGAUUAACUGGGCGGGCCAAAUGUCAAAUGAUCGACGCAACGAGGGCCAGCUGCUUUGCGAUGUUCUCGGACUCGAAUCGCUCGUCGACGACAUCACCAACAGAGUGGCCACAAAGAACGGCCAGCCAGGCACAGCAACAGCCAUUCUCGGCCCCUUUUGGCGGGCCGACACCCCUGUCCGCCCCAACGGCAGCACAAUCGCCGUGAAGUGCCCCGAGGACGGCGAGCUUGCUUUCAUGUACGGCCAAGUGACGUGCUCCAACACCGGAAAACCGUUGGCGAAUGCUUCAGUCGAUGUCUGGCAAGCAUCCACAAACGGUCUGUACGAGCAGCAAGAUGCCGAUCAGCCCGAGCACAACCUCCGCGGAGUCUUCAAGACGGAUGCGGAGGGACGUUAUGGAUUUUACUGCCUGCGACCCACGCCCUACCCAGUACCGGGUGAUGGCCCCGCUGGAAAGCUUUUGGACCUACUUCACCGCCACCACUUCAGACCUGCUCACAUUCAUCUCAUCGUCAAAUCAGAAGGCUUCAAGUCGGUAACAACACAAAUCUUUGACGAGGACUCAAAGUACUUGGAUGACGACUCUGUGUUUGCGGUGAAGGAUGGUCUGACUGUGAAGUUUGUUGAGAGAAAAGGGGACCCCAAGGCUGCCAAGGAGCUCGAGUACAACAUCAAGUUGGCUGCCGAGUAA